UGAGAUCGGACGCACUAUAAAAGGAGACGCUGCAACGGAAUUCUUGCAUUCCGUGAAAGGACAGUGCGAAGAGAACUCCUGGAAGAAGGAGCAGAAGGAAAUUGUGCUUAAGUCUCGCGAGUGUAGGUGAACCAAGUACCAGCCAUGGGUAAGGAGAAGACUCACAUCAACAUCGUGGUGGUGGGCCACGUAGACUCCGGCAAGUCCACCACUACCGGUCAUCUCAUCUACAAAUGCGGUGGUAUCGACAAGCGAACCAUCGAGAAGUUCGAGAAGGAGUCCUCUGAGAUGGGCAAGGGCUCCUUCAAGUACGCCUGGGUGCUGGACAAGCUGAAGGCUGAGCGUGAGCGCGGUAUCACCAUCGACAUCGCCCUGUGGAAGUUCGAGACCAACAGGUUCUACGUGACCAUCAUCGAUGCCCCAGGCCAUCGUGAUUUCAUCAAGAACAUGAUCACCGGAACCUCCCAGGCUGACUGCGCUGUGCUGAUCGUUGCUGCCGGUACUGGCGAGUUCGAAGCUGGUAUCUCUAAGAAUGGGCAGACCCGUGAGCACGUGUUGCUGUGCUUCACCCUGGGUGUGAAGCAGCUGAUCGUGGCCGUUAACAAGAUGGACAGCACCGAGCCCAAGUAUUCCGAGGACCGCUACAAGGAAAUUCACAAGGAAGUGAGCGCCUACGUCAAGAAGGUCGGCUACAACCCCGCCACCGUUCCCAUGAUUCCCAUCUCCGGCUUCAACGGCGACAACAUGCUCGAGAAAUCCGACAACAUGCCCUGGUGGAAGAAGCAGAAGAUCUCGCGCAAGAACGACAGCUACGAGUACGAGACCCUCUUCGAUGCCCUCGACAACAUCGAGCCCCCCACCAGACCCCUGGACAAGCCCCUCCGCCUUCCUCUCCAGGACGUAUACAAGAUUGGUGGCAUUGGAACAGUGCCCGUGGGCCGUGUGGAGACUGGUAUCCUGAAGCCUGGCACUGUUGUCACCUUUGCCCCUAACGGUCUGACUACUGAGGUGAAGUCUGUGGAGAUGCACCACGAAGCUCUUACUGAGGCUGUCCCUGGUGACAACGUUGGCUUCAACGUGAAGAACGUGUCCGUGAAGGAUCUGAAGCGUGGAUUCGUAGCUUCCGACUCCAAGAACGACCCAGCCAAGGAAGCUGCUGACUUCACCGCCCAGGUGAUCGUCCUUAACCACCCUGGCCAGAUCCAGGCUGGCUACUCACCUGUACUCGAUUGCCACACUGCUCACAUCGCCUGCAAGUUCGCUGAACUGCUGACCAAGAUCGACAGGCGUACUGGUAAGGAACUGGAAGCUUGCCCUAAGCAUGUGAAGUCCGGCGACUCCUGCAUUGUGAAGAUGAUUCCCAGCAAGCCCAUGUGCGUGGAGACCUUCCAACAGUAUGCUCCUCUUGGACGUUUUGCUGUGCGUGAUAUGAAGCAGACGGUAGCUGUGGGUGUGAUCAAAGAAGUCAACAAGAAGGAACAAAGCGGUAAGACUACGAAGGCUGCUGAGAAGGCCCUCAAGAAGAAGUAACUAGAUGUGGACAGGCUCCUGUGCCUGUCGUGGGAGGCAGGCAUCAUGAGCGCUGUGCUUGGUUCACCAAACACUCGGAUAUGCCACAGGAAAGUCGUCAGAAGGAAAGAUGUCCAAUAUAAUAGGACUAUUAUUAUCAUUAUAUCUUUUGUCUUUAAUGUUCCAUGCGGCAUAUAUAUCACCAUAUAUUGUGGAUAACACUCACCAGCUUUGAUUAAACUUACGAUGCUCA
Penaeus chinensis is the source of this 1762-nucleotide messenger RNA. RefSeq names its product elongation factor 1-alpha-like. Bases 145 to 1530 code for a protein of 461 amino acids. Lineage: Eukaryota; Metazoa; Arthropoda; Malacostraca; Decapoda; Penaeidae. The record is from RefSeq and is a predicted model, not a curated record. Gene Ontology annotation, biological process: translation; translational elongation. Gene Ontology annotation, molecular function: GTPase activity; GTP binding; translation elongation factor activity. The transcript is spliced from 3 exons.